Messenger RNA from Leptinotarsa decemlineata (Colorado potato beetle), 1818 nucleotides. It is a transcript of the gene unc80, whose product is annotated as unc80, NALCN channel complex subunit. NCBI's taxonomy places the organism in Eukaryota, Metazoa, Arthropoda, Insecta, Coleoptera, Chrysomelidae. Gene Ontology annotation, biological process: monoatomic cation homeostasis. Gene Ontology annotation, cellular component: cation channel complex; axon. The record is from RefSeq and is a predicted model, not a curated record. Gene Ontology annotation, molecular function: monoatomic cation channel activity.
AUGCCAGAAACAGACAGAAGAAACUCUGCUGAGAUAAACUUAGCUGACAAUGCUUUGCCGAUUCCUAUUCAGAUAUUUUUGUGGAAACAAGUGGGCCCAUUUGUUAGGCCCAAAUUGGGGAAGCUCCACGAAGCAUCAUGCAUGUUCUGCCAACAUGCGAUGACUGGCCAUCAUGAAUUGAAAGAAGCUUGCAAAUCCUUCGAGAAGGUAUUGGUUCAAAACAUACAAACAGGGUUGAAACCGGAUUUAACAGAGGCGAUAAAAUCGAUUCCAAGAUGGCGACUGAUUCAAGCUUCCUUACCUCAUGUAAUGCAUGCAGUAGCAUCAAUUUUAUACAACAGAAUGAAAGAUGGAAAUAUCCAAAGUCUGGGAGCUGUGGAAACCAAAUUACUAUACACAUUGCACUGGAUAAUAUUGGACGCAGUAGACGAAUGCGCAGACGAAGAUUUUGAAAGAGGAGUUUACCACACCUCUCCCUUUUACUAUCUAUUUUCGAUCCCAACGUUGACACUGUUUAUCUACCUGUUUGCACCCAUUUGCCAUAACUUGAAAGAGUCAGAUUUCCAAAACUUUCGACUGGAGAAUGGGUUGAAAAUUUGGCAAGCGAUGUGGGAGUUCAGGCAUCCCGAUGCUCCUUGUUUUGUCACUCAUUGUAAACCGAAACCAAGGUUUUUGAAUGGAAAACAUUUAAAAAACAAACAGCAGUUUGGAGAUGUAUUUCUUGGGCGUAAACCGUCCCAGGAUGAUCCACUAGGCCACGACAGCCCUACAAUGAGUCAGGGGGUUAGCGCUUCCAGUUCAGAACAGCAACAAUAUUUUCCUACAGCUGGAUCUGCCACCACUGUGACGAUAACUGCAACAAUAACUAAGAUAGACGAUGAGGAAAGUUCUAGUACAGAGGAAGAACAUGUUGUCAUUUUUCGUUUACCAUCUCUUCACGAAUCAGAUGGCUUCAUCAGAGACCCUUCGAUAUAUACUGCUGAGACGAGCAUCAUUCAGUUAGCUUUGAGACGAAAUGGAAGAAAUAAUAACGUAAAAACUGAAAAUAUUGCUGCUGCCACUGGAUCGGAAAAUAAACCUGCCGGUGCCAAACCACCAAUGCAGAAGAUAGGAUCUUCAACCGAUAAAGAUUCGAUGGAUAGUAGCAAACUGGCAUCCACUGAUGGAUGUCAAAAAGAUGAUACUAGUAAAGGCAUGAUGCCCGUUCACGACAUAUCUGCAGCAACAUUUUUGGACGUUGCUGUGCUUAGAUGUCUUUUCAUUACCCAUUGGCAAGAAGAAGGGAUUUACUGGGCAUUGCAUUACAUGUACAACAGGUUGAGGGAUAUAAGUGAUGAAUCUGUUGGUCAGCAACAACCUAGGAAAAGAAGUAAUUCUUUACCUAUACCAAAGAUUGAAGUGUCUUUAUAUCAAAGCACUGAAUCGAGAAAAGGUGAUAACAGUAAUAAGGAUUUCAUUGAAGUUCCUGAGCCUAAGGAUGUUUCCUUGCACGCAGAAUCUCCAUAUCACAGUCAAACAAAAUCUGACGAGUCUCUUCACAAAAGAACCGCGAGCGAAAAAAGCAAACGACGAAUGAAAAUAGCGGAUUUAAAAACUUUCGUCGAAACCAAACUAUUAUCGAAAUCUGAUAAAGCUCUGGAAAAAAUCGGACAGGAGGAACAAAAACCUCUUGGACAAGUUUCGGAUUGCCACCGGAGCUUAGAUACAGGGGACGACCAUCUUUCCAGGCCUAAGUCCACUAUAUCAAAAAUGUACGAACGAUAUGAACCUAACACCACUAAUUUAAUCAAGGGAAAAAGUAUGCCCAGCCUCAGGUAA